AGUGCCUUCAACAGCGUUUGUCUUAAAAAUAAAUAAAUAUAUAGAUAAUAGAUACUAAUUGAAACAUUACCAAUAACCCUUGAACAGUUGAGCUGUGAAUAGAAAUGGCGGGAAUUAAAUCCUUAGCGGUAAGAGGAAUUCGUAGCUUUGGGCCAGAAGAAUGUGACGAACAACGUAUUUCUUUUGAGAAGCCGCUGACUCUCAUAUUAGGGCAGAAUGGUUGUGGGAAAACUACAAUAAUCGAAUGCUUGCGAUAUGCCAUAACAGGGCAAAUGCCGCCGGGUAGUCGAAAUGAAUGUUUUGUACACGAUGCUAAAGUAAACAGAUCCACGGAAGUUUUGGCUCAAGUCAGGUUGAAGAUUGUUAAUGCUAAAGAUAAACAAUUAGAAGUUUCAAGGUCUAUGAAAGUCACAGCUUAUCAUAACAAGAAACCUAAGUUCCAGACUUUAGACACAUUUCUUUCAGUAGUGGAUGACAAUGGUAAAACAAAGGAUUUAUCUUCAAGGUGCGCUGAUUUGGACUUUAUGAUGCAUGAAGAAUUAGGUGUGUCGAAAGCUAUCUUAAACUCAGUGAUAUUCUGCCAUCAAGAAGAUGCCAGCUGGCCAUUAGAUGAAGGAAAGAAAGUUAAGGAAAGAUUUGAUGAGAUAUUCGAUGCUGAUAAGUACAGUGAUUGUUUUGAUCGUCUCAGGAAAAUAAGAAAAGAAUAUGCCACUAAUAUUAAAUUGUUGGAACAAGGAGUAGCUCAUUUAACUGAAAAAAAACAAGACUUGGAUAAGAAGAAGCUAGACCUUGUGAACACUGAGAGCCGCAUCUCUGAAGCUGAGCUUAGAAUUGCAGAAUUUUCUCAGGACCUGAAACCUCUUACAGAAAAAAUCAAUGCUAUUGAAACAUUGCAGAAGAAUUUAAUAGCUUUUGAAUCCAAAAGGGAUAAAAUUAAAACAAGAUUGGAACAAAAUAAAAAUGCAGAACAAGAUUUAAAAAAAUCAAUUCAAAGUACUUUUGAAGGUUCACUAGCAGACCUCCAGGAGAGUAUAGCUAACUAUGGAGCAACUACAAAAACCAAACAGGCAGAGUUAGAAGAUUCAUACAAGAAGAACUUCUCAUUUAACAAGGAAGAAGAAAGAAUUGCCAAUGAGAAGACAUUAAAUGAAGUAAAAUUUAACAAAUUAAUCUUGUUGGAAAGCCAGAAUCAAGAUAAAAUUGACAAAAGAAAUGUCAUGAUUGUUGAUACGGCCGCACUUGCUGAGUUACAGUUAGAGAAAAUAGAAACAAAUGAACAAGUAGUAAAUGGAAUAAGUUCCAUAAAUGAGAAAAUUGAAGAGUUACAGAGUAAAUUGAAGGAAGAGAAAGCAGCGUCUGAUGUAGAGGAAAAAGAACUUCAGAAACAUAUUGAUGACAGUCGUGACGCUUUGUCGCGUCACAAACAAAAAAUAUCCAAUAAAGAAUCGGAGAUUCAAACAACGAAAAAAGAAAUUGCUAAGAUACAGAAACAAAUAAACGAAGCAACAAAGUCUAAACAAAAAUUAGAAGUUAUAGAAGAAAAAUUAAAAACAGCUGAAGAAGAUUAUGAGAAAGCAGUCAAUGAACUAAAUGCCGAAGAAUGUCAAAAAGAGAUUACCAGAGAUGAAAAACUUAUGGAAGAACAUGAGAAUGAGCUUGAAAAACUUAGUGAAAAGGUUACAGAAUUACAAAAGCAAAGUUCCAAACUGAAGGAAAAGGAUAUGAUAGAAGAGUCAUUCAAACAAAAAGAGAAACAAUUAAAUGUAUUAAAAAAUAAACAUAAGACGGCAAUUACAGAAUUAUUGGGAAGUAUGCCCGAUAGUAACUUUGCUUUAACAAUCAACAAACUCGAAUGUGAAAUAAGGAAUGAAUUGGAUUCAAUGAAGAGCAAGAUAACCGAGAAGCAAAACGAGAUAACGCGGCUGGAAGCGGAUCGCAAGCACACCCGCGAGCAGCUGGGCGAGCGGCGCGACGAGCUGACGCGCGUCGAGGACCGCAUGUACGCGGCGUGCGGCGCCCACACCUACGACGCCGCGCUCGACAGGGCCUCCGCCAGCGUCGACAAGCUGCAGGAAGAACAAAAUGUGCUGCAAUCGUCAAUGUUUAUCAUAACGAAAUAUAAAGGACAAAUUAAAGAUAACAAAUGCUGUCCUUUGUGUAAUCGUGGAUUCGACACUGAAAACGAGGUUACAGAUCUAAUAUCCCAGCUAACAACUCAAGUUUUAAAUGUGCCGGCUAAACUGGAAAAGGUCACAGAGGAGCUACAAAGGGCUUCCGCUAAAAAAGAUGACUUAUUGAGCAUGAGAUCCCUGAACGACAAAAUUGUUAGCCUAAAAGAGAAAGAAAUACCUCAACUCGAAAAACGAUUGAGUGACGUCGAGAAGCAAAUCUCAAGUCUGUCGGAGGAGGUGGAGGAGCUGUCGCUGAGCGCGGCCGAGCCCGAGCGGCGCGGGGCGGGCGCGCGCGCGCUGCUGGGCGACAUGCCGCUGCUCGACCGCAGCGUGGCCGAGCGCGCCGCCGCCGCGCGCGACCUGGAAGCCAUAAAGGCUAAAUGCGCUGACUUCGUUUCGGACAUUUCCCUGGAUGACGCCACAGCCAAGCAGAGCGAGCUCCGUCAGAAGAUCAGUGCGCUGCGGGCGAGCUCGCGCGCCGCGCAGUCGCAACUUAACGCGUACAACAAGCGCCUGCAGGCCGCCAUCGACAAGAGGAAUAAGUUAAAGGAAGAGUUGCUUAAUAUUCAGAAAAAGGUACAAGAACUAUGUAACUUGCAAGAGACACAAAAAGUAAUGGAAUCCAACGUUGAGAAGUUUAUGAAUGAACUGAAAGAGUUCAGAGAAGGUAUAGAGCCCUUAGAAGCAGAACUCAAAGAAAAAGAAAAGACCAAGAGUGAAGUCGUGAAGAAGAACAGGUCUGAAAUAGAUAUGAAACACAGUUUCAUAGUUAAAGUAAUGAAUGCGUAUGAAAAGUUGAGGGCAAUUGAUUUAGAAAUAAGACAGCAUAAAGAAAGAAAUCUUCAGAGAGAAAUGGACAAAAUUAAGGAAGCCAAUGGGAAGUUACUUGCAAGACAAAAGCAAAUAAUGAUUGAUAGAGACACACUUACAAAGAAGAUUGACAGUUUAAAAGAUGAACUAGCUAAGCAAGAGAUUUACAAAAGAAACUUAGAAGACAAUUUGAAGCUGCGUACAGCACAAAAAGAGAUAGAAACUUGUGAAAAAGAUUUAGCAGAUAUUAAGAAUAAACUAAGUGGAGUCAAUGUGGAUAUGAUCUCGGAAAAAGAACCUUUGAUAAUAAAACAAACCAAAAUAUUUAGGGAAAAAGCCCAGACAGAGGGUAAACUUGACGAACUAAAGGAAAGACUAAAACAAAAUAAACUGGAACUAAAGAAAUCACAGAACAAAGACAUUGAAAUAAAAUACAGAGAGAAAUAUUAUGAACUUCACAUUACUAAAGCAAUUGAUAAGGACAUUAGAGAUUACUCUGUUGCUUUAGAAAAGUGUCUUAUGGAAUUUCAUAGAGAAAAAAUGGAAAAUAUUAAUCUCAUAAUUAGGGAGAUGUGGAGAAAAAUAUACAGGGGUAAUGAUAUAGAUUACAUUGAAAUAAAGACUGAGGGUAGUAUGACAGCGGAUUCCGAAAGACGUAAAUAUGAUUACAGAGUGAUACAGUGUAAAAAUGGUGUCGAGAUUGAUAUGAGAGGACGUUGUAGUGCUGGCCAGAAGGUUUUAGCUUGUCUGAUAAUCAGACUGGCAUUGGCAGAAACAUUCAGUUCCAGAUUUGGCAUCUUAGCUUUAGAUGAACCAACUACUAAUUUAGAUCAAGAAAACAUUAAAAGUUUAUGUUCAGCACUUGGUGAAAUUGUCCAAGAAAGAAUGACUCAAAAGAAUUUCAUGUUUGUAAUUAUUACACAUGAUAAAGAAUUUAUUGAAUCAUUAGGAAACAUCGAUAAAGUUACGCAUUAUUAUGAAGUAUCUAGAAAUGAAGAAGGCAAAUCUAGAGUAAAAAAAAUAAGAUUCUCGUAAACGAGUCAACAAUAGUUUUGGAUAUACUUAAAGAAUAUUCAAAUCUAACUUUCUGGGUUUUUUUUGUUAUUAUUAGUUUUUAAGCAGGCAAAGUGCCUUAUAUAUUUUGAAAUAUAAGAACAAGUUAGGUUUUACAGAAAUAAACUUUUUAUAUUAC
Nymphalis io (European peacock) is the source of this 4173-nucleotide messenger RNA. It is a transcript of the gene rad50, whose product is annotated as DNA repair protein RAD50. The coding region runs from base 105 to 4016 and encodes 1303 amino acids. NCBI's taxonomy places the organism in Eukaryota, Metazoa, Arthropoda, Insecta, Lepidoptera, Nymphalidae. The transcript is spliced from 22 exons. The record is from RefSeq and is a predicted model, not a curated record. Gene Ontology annotation, molecular function: single-stranded telomeric DNA binding; double-stranded telomeric DNA binding; G-quadruplex DNA binding. Gene Ontology annotation, cellular component: Mre11 complex; condensed nuclear chromosome; nucleus. Gene Ontology annotation, biological process: double-strand break repair; telomere maintenance via recombination; telomere maintenance via telomerase.